This is a messenger RNA of Mercenaria mercenaria, 2544 nucleotides long. RefSeq names its product degenerin mec-4-like. Lineage: Eukaryota; Metazoa; Mollusca; Bivalvia; Venerida; Veneridae. Gene Ontology annotation, biological process: sodium ion transmembrane transport. The record is from RefSeq and is a predicted model, not a curated record. The coding region runs from base 96 to 2225 and encodes 709 amino acids. The transcript is spliced from 14 exons. Gene Ontology annotation, molecular function: ligand-gated sodium channel activity. Gene Ontology annotation, cellular component: membrane.
ACUGUGUACUUGUAAAUUCUAAAAGGUUUUGUGAAAUAUUUUGCAAUUUAUAGCCUGUCGUUAUCUUAAACUAUAUUUGAUAAUAUAACAAUUCUAUGAUGGUCGAAAGGUGUCAUAAUAGUAUUAAUUAUGAGAAGGAUCAUAAUAGUGUAACAGGUAUUAAGGAAAUGUUUAAAUCCGAUAGUCAAGAACGGAAGAAAAGUUUUAAAGAAAUUCUAAAGGAUCUAGUCGAGUCGAGUUCCCUGCAUGGAGUUCCCAAGAUAAUAUCUUCACGACAGCUUGCCGUGAAAGCGUUAUGGUGCUUAUUGUUUCUUGGAACGUUUUCAGUUCUUGUGAUGCAGCUGUCUGGAUUAUUUAAAACGUUUUAUUCAUACCCGAUCCAAACGAGUGUUUCUCUGGAAUUCAAUUCAAUUAACUUUCCUGCUAUAUCCAUAUGCAACAUGAAUCCAGUAAGGAACUCCAAGCUGAAUAUGUCGGAGGCCUUACUGAAAAUUUUAGCUGAGGGUAACAAGAACACAACUUCAAGGAAAAAACGAAGUGUCAACAAGGAAAUGAAAGUGAGUGCUAAAGAUACUUAUGAGGAUACACCUAUAAGGAAAGCUGCAAUACUACACGAUGACGAUAAAACAAGUAGACAAUUAGACAAAGACAUGGGCACUUUAAUACAGCCAACACCUGUAGUUAAAGAUGACAAAUCAGAGCGCAUCAACAGUGGUUUACAUGAAAGAGACAUUUUCAAUUUAAAGGCUUCAAGACUGGAUCACGGCUUGUCCGAAAAGCAGCUUUCACCAGCUUUUCUAGAUAAAGAAGUUCGCCGACGUAAAAGAGUAGCUAUCUUGUCAUCAGUUACCAGAGGUUUACAAGACCCUUUAUCUUCAGUGACAAGCUCAUUGCCGUUAGCAGGUGUGUCACUAGUUUCAUCAGCAGGGAGUGCCUUGUCCUCAUCAAUUGACUCAUGGCAGUCCUGGUAUGACUCGACUUCCUCGUAUUACUAUGACUACGAGUGGUGGCUUUCCUGGAACUACUACUACCAGUACAGUAGUUAUGAUUACUAUAGUUACCAAAACAGUUGGAAUGAAUGGUCAGAUCCAAACGUCUACCUGUACUCACAGUUAUCUUCAAAGAAAGAUUUGUGGGAUGAAAGAGUAGAACUCUUCAGAACCGUUUUCAAAAAUGAGAGCAUAGAAAACAGACGACAGAUGGGCCACCAGAAAGAAGAUUUGAUAAUGUCAGCAUCAUUUGCUGGAUCUUUAGAAAAUGUGACGAAGUUUCAGAAUUUCACCUCCUCUCAAUAUGGCAACUGCUUUACUCUGUCAUCUCCGAGAUAUGUGGCCUGGAGAAGCGGUCCAUCCCACGGCAUCAAAAUGACAUUGAAUUUAGAGAUCGAUGAAUAUGUCUCUAACUUUUCCACUGGAUACGGUAUUCGUCUGGUGUUACAUGAGCCCGGAACCUAUCCGCUACCUACAGAUGAGGGCCUCACGUUGGGGCCAGGAACUGAGACGAAUAUUGGUCUAAAAUUGGUACGGUUAUCCAGACUAGGCGAGCCUUACAGUGAUUGUGUGAAAGGACUAGAGUUUGCAAAGCGUUAUAAAAAGAAAUACAGCACUUCGGCGUGUUACCAGUUUUGUCGUAUCAUAAAAACAAUGGAGGUAUGUAAGUGUAUACCGGUGGACGCCCCGGACGAUAUCAGUCUCAACUCCACAGCAUUACCUGUAUGCAACUCCACUAUUGUCUCUGAAAAGAUUUGUCUUCUAAACAUUGACAUUGGUUUCAACAAUGGAAACUAUGAAUGCGACUGUCAGGGACCUUGCAAAGAGGUCGUUUUUGAGAAAACAAUGUCUUCAAGAUAUUGGCCGACACAUGACUACAUGAAUGUUUUACUCUCAGAAAUCUGCGAGAAGAACAGUUCAAAAGAUAUCACUUACUUGAACGAUAUUUGUGAAAAUAUUGACAAUUUGACUUACGAGCAAUAUGAAAAGUACAGAAAUAAUUUUCUUCGGGUGAUCAUCUACUUUGAAGAUCUGAAUUAUGAAACAAUAUCUCAAGAACCCCUUUAUGAGAGCGUUAGAUUUCUGUCAGACAUUGGCGGGGCAAUGGGACUGUUUCUUGGUGCAUCUGUACUAAGUCUAGUGGAGUUUCUACAGCUUUUUCUGGAGAUUGUGCUGUACAUACGGGGUAGAGUGAUGGCAAAUAAAACAACAAAAGUUCAAGUGAUAAAAAACUAAAUUUGAAAGAUGAUAAUGUAUUGUUUAAGCAAAUCACUUUAUCAGCAAAGACUAUUCUAGAAUAAGAAUUCCAGAAGAUCUGAAAUUAGCAGCUUCACUGAUAUGCAUAUAAUAAAAUGAAUUACGUUAGUAAUUUCGAAUGUAAAGGAUAGUUUAAUACAAAAAACAAGGACAAAAGUCCAACAAGAAAAGUCACAUUUUAAGAAAAUAGUCGCCCAAAGAGCACUCCACAUGCAAAUGUGGGUACUUGUGUGACGGUCUUGUGCACUACGCAUUAUACUCCUAUUGUAGAGUUGUUUAGUUUAUUUGAGCCGUGCCA